Molecule: messenger RNA, 4299 nt
Organism: Knipowitschia caucasica
Lineage: Eukaryota; Metazoa; Chordata; Actinopteri; Gobiiformes; Gobiidae
Source: the annotation of a GenBank genome assembly
AUGGCUGAUGAGCAACAACAACCUGGUCAGAAGCCUGCCCCGGGAUUAGGAUCUCUCCCAGCGCUGGUCCCGGGACUCCAGGGGCCCGAGGCAAACGCACUGCAGUUCAAGAUAAAGAGUUCCAUUUGCAAAUCCGUACAAUCAAAGGUCGACAGCAUAUUGCAAGAUGUUGAGAAGUUUACAGACAUCGAAAAACUCUACCUCUACCUUAAGUUGCCUUCUGGUCCCAGCAGUGGCAAUGACAAAAGUGACCAGAGUUCCAUGUCGUCGAGCCGUACUCAACAAAUGUAUGCUUUCAACUGGAUCCGGAAUCACCUAGAGGAGCAUCCAGAGACGUCCCUUCCAAAGCAAGAAGUUUAUGAUGAAUACAAGAGCUAUUGUGACAAUCUCGGCUACAAUCCACUGAGUGCUGCAGACUUUGGGAAGAUCAUGAAGAAUGUUUUUCCCAACAUGAAGGCGCGUCGACUGGGCAUGAGGGGGAAAUCCAAAUAUUGUUAUAGCGGGUUAAGGAAGAAAGCUUUUGUUCACAUGCCAUCUUUACCCAACCUGGAUCUACAAAAAUCUAAUGAUGGGUGUGAGUUGAUGGAGCCCAGCGGUCAGUCCCCCAGUGCAGAGGACGAGAUGCGGUCAGCGGCCUGUGGACUGGUGUGUGAGUGGGCACAGAAGGUCCUCAGUCGUCAGUUUGACCACGUGGAGGACUUGGCUCGUUUCUUACUCAACAGCCACUACAUCGGCACAAAGUCUAUGGCAGCACUUACUGUGAUGACGGGAACACCAACAGGAUUGAAAACACCCACUCCAGCAUCCGCGUUUGUGCCAACAGCCGAGGCAAACUCUUUUCAGCCUCAGGUCAAGACCCUGCCCUCUCCCUCUGUGGACGCAAAGCAGCAGCUCCAGAGAAAGAUCCAGAAGAAACAGCAGGAACAGAAACUGCACUCUCCUCUGCCCAGUGAGGUGAAGAGGGCUGAGGCCAGUACCCCCGGCCCGACCCUCCCCUGUGGCAGCCCUGCCCUUCUGUCCCCUCAGCCCACCAUCGGCAUCGUGGUAGCAGCAGUCCCCAGCCCUGUCACGGUACAAAGAAAUAGGCAAUUGAUGACCUCUCCCAGCCCUGUUGGGACAGCGGAAGGGAAAGUGCUACCAGUUAACUUCCAAGUCGUUACACAAUCUAUUAAACAAUCACCCAAAACCCCGCAGAAUAUUUCAGCCAGUCCUGUGGGAGAUCGCCUGGCACGGCACGGGACGAGAUAUGCUCAGAUCCUGCCCAAACCAUCAGCCACCAGCGCCAUCACCCUGCGCUCGCCCCCCACGCUCCUCAUCACCAACAGCCCCAUAAAGACUGUGAUGCCCACCCCCCACGUCAGCUCGGUCAACGUGGUGAAGAUGACCGCCAUCACCCUGGCUCCCAGCAGCGGCAGCACGACCGUGAGACCAGCUUCAGCGGGCAUCAACACCACUGCAGCCUCUGACGAUUUGCAGCCACAUCAUUCUCCUGCCCUCCGAAUGAGCAUCGCACCCUCAACCUCUACCCUAUACACUGACAACAAGGCCGACCCUGGAGACACUGUUGUUGUAAAGGAGGACAGAGUGGCUAAGUUCAGAGCUAUCAGUGAACCAAGCUUCCUGGUGAAGUGUUCCCCGGGACCAGACAAAGGAGGCAGACUAAAAAGUGACUCUGUGUCCUCUGCUUCUGCAGCUGGGACUCAGGACAGCAAUAACAGUAACUGCCAUGACAGUACCUUGUAUUUGACUGUUGAUAAUCAUAACUCCAAUGGCUGCUCUGCUGUUACCCAUGCACUCAAAGACUCUUGCCCUGACACCAAGGGCCUCCGAAAGCGCACAGGCCCAGGUGGAGAGUCGCCAGUGAUUCCUGUAAAAAGGGUUUUCAUCUCCCAGCAGCCUCUGGCUCUCAUAGACAAUCCCAAAUCUGGUAUCAGUGCUGCGGUUAAGAGGAUCCCGCGACCAGGAACGCCUGCACGACCAGAGAGUGCCCCCUGCAAAGUGACUGUGAAGCAAGGCCCCAUUGGACCACCCCAGAUCCUUGCACUGUCUGAUUUGCCGAUCACCCACACUCCGACUGUUGUUAAACCACAGGCCUUGGUUUUGAUAAAGCCUCAACAGGUCUCUCUCAGUAGUAUCACCAGCACUGGUGCCACUGGGAGCUCUUCUGUUGAUCAGGUUUUACUGCAGCAGAUUACUGGAAACCCCCGUGCCAUACCAGCCAACUCAGGAGCACACGACACCUCUGCAAUGAGUGACCUAAAGAGCACAAUCUGGGAGGAGGGUCAGCUUGAUGAGCUUCGAAAACAAGCGUUUGCUCAACAGAUACCAGCAGAACACAAACAAGCCCCCACUGACCAGCUUUCCAUUAUAGCUCAACCUGCAGAGGUCUCAGGCCAGCUCACUCUGGCAGAAGAGAUGGUUGACUUUGCGGGCUCUCAGUCCAACAUGGACUACUUUCCCUUCAAUGAUGAUGACAUGACACAAGAUAGUAUUGUGGAGGAACUCGUCCAAAUGGAGGAGCAGAUGAAGCUGAAGGGUUUGUUUGGUGGUUGUGUUGAAGUGGCACUUCAAGGCCAGACCCAAAAUAAUCAGUCCUCGAUGCUUAAUACUCAUCAGACAGGCACUACCUUUUACCACUCUGCCCACAGCAGCACCACUCCCGUUCAGACGCCCACCCCAACGCCAACGCCCACCCCCACACCAACCCCCACGUCAGAGAUGACACUUGCGCACACACUGACCAGAGAGAGCCCCUGCUCUCGCAUGGCCCCUAUCACACCUGUAGACAGUUCCAUGGGUCGACACACACCAAUCAGCACACCUCUGUCCAACUGCAGCAGUAGUGUUCCUCCCAGCCCAGUGGAGUGCAGAAACCCUUUUGCUUUCACGCCCAUCAACUCGAGCAUGACAAGUUAUCAUGAUACCAGUAUAGUGUCCAGUAGCCCAGUGAAACCCAUGCAAAGACCAAUGGCAACACACCCAGACAAGGCCAAACUAGAAUGGAUAAACAACCGCUACAAUAACAACAACAGUUCAGGGCCUGUGAACAACCACAGCAUUGGCAUUUUGCCGAGUUACCAAGACCUGGUAGAUGACCAGUUUCGCAAGCCACAUGCCUUUGCUAUCCCUGGCCAGUCAUUUCAAGCACAGACCAGACAGGACGCUGCUCACCUUGGACGUUUGACCCCAAUUUCUCCCGUACCACAACAGCCGACAACAGGAGUCACCACUCCCACCAAACAGGAGAGCUUUGCUGUGCCCGCCCCAUUGGACAACAAAACAUCCACUUCCUCUGCAUCCAGUACGUUCCGCUGUCGGAGUGUCAGCCCUGCAGUGCGACAGAGGGACUCUGGUGGUAUUACCAAUCUGCCAACCACAGCCACCAGCACAGUCUCCACAGUCCGAGCUGUAGUGUCUCCCUUUGGCUCCCCCAUCACUUCUGAGGUGCUAAGCAUCCUGUCCAACACCCAGUCAGUCAGCACUGUCCACAGCAUGGUGCAGCGGAGCCAGUCUGUACCUUUAAACAUUAUGAUGCAGAGUGAGAUGCUGCCGGUGCAGCAGAGUAAUACUGCAAAAAUAACUAAUGUUCUCCUUAGUAAGAUGGAAGCAGACGGGGAUGAUUCUGUCCGCGGUCUGGGCAUUAACAAUCUUCCCUCUAACUACACUGCGCGCAUGAACCUCACACAAAUCCUUGAGACCACUCCUGCCUUCGCUGGAGCAGCUUCCCACCAGAGCCAGCUGCCUGUCAGCUCCAGCCCAGCUGCCUUUGAGCUUCAGCAGCAUGGCUACCUCAGCACGGGCAGCGGAGAGACAGCCUUCUCCUCCGGGGAGGCCCAUGCACAAACAGGGCCGAGCGAGCCCGAGCCGCCUCCACCGCUCCAGGACAGUCCUACACAGACACAGCUCCUCCUCCAGAGCACACAACAGCAGGAGGCGGAGGACGAGCAGCAGCAGCUGGACUUCAACAACACUGUCAAAGACCUGCUGGGAGAGGACGGCCUGAACCCCAGCUCUCAGCUGGUGGGCCAGGUAGCCUCCGAGCUCAAUGCAGUAGCCUCAGAUUUCACCAAUGACAUCAGGCUGCCUUCAGAUCUCUCCAGUAGCAUCACUGAUCUCAAUACUCUAGACACCAACCUGCUGUUUGACCCAAACCAGCAGCAGGAACAAUAUGAAGACUCCACACUGGAAGAACUGAAAAACGACCCCCUUUUUCAGCAGAUAUGCAGUGAUACUGUGAACUCUGGUUUUGACUGGCUCGAGAGCAAAGACCAGCAAACUACAGUUGAGAUGUUGGGCUAA